AUGGUAUCCACAGCCCUCCUCUGGCUGGUGCUGAUGUGUUUUAUCCUUCUGACCAUUGGUGGGAACAUGCUAGUAUGUUUGGCUGUUGGGCUCAGCCGUCGAUUAUGGAGGAUUGGUAACUGCUUUGUGGUGUCCUUGGCUGUGACGGACAUGCUGCUGGGGCUGCUGGUGCUUCCAUUCUCUGCCUCCGUGCAGUUGCGCAGUGGGAAAUGGGAUCUUGGAGGAGCCUUGUGUAACAUAUACAUCUCAUUGGAUGUCAUGCUGUGUACAUCCUCCAUUCUGAACCUGCUGGCCAUCAGCGUGGACCGAUACCUGGCGAUUUCAGCUCCCCUAAGAUACUCCCGGCGGGUUACCCCACUCACAGUGACACUGGCCAUAAUUGCCAUGUGGGCCUUGGCAGUAACUGUGUCCUUUUUGCCCAUCCACAUGGGGUGGAACACAGCUGACUACACGGUGCAACAUCUGGACUGGGAAAUGGGAGAUGAGGACGACAAGGGACGCUAUUGCCAAUAUGAAUGGAUUAACAACUAUGUUCUUAUCUAUUCCCUUGGGUUUUUUUACAUACCACUACUGAUAAUGUGUGUAAUGUAUUUUUGCAUAUUCCAAGUGGCACGGCAACAGGUACAACGCAUCCGUGCAGCCACUCCAUCAUUUGCACGGAUGGCAUCAACAGCGACCAUAGCACGAGAACACAAAGCUACAAUGACUCUGGCGGCGGUGGUUGGGGCAUUUACCAUUUGCUGGUUUCCCUACUUCACCUUCUUCACCUUCAUGGGCUUGAGGGCAGAAACUAUUAUCCCACCCAAUACACUGUAUUCUGUGGUCCUGUGGUUGGCCUAUUUUAACUCGGCUCUGAAUCCAAUCUUGUAUCCAGCCUUCAACAGAGAUUUUCGCAGAGCCUAUGGAGAGCUGCUUCGCUGCAGACGACCAUUCUGCAGAAAAAUGCAGUUUUCCCACUGUGCAUCCAUGCAGAGGCAGUUUUCCCUGAUUAAUGGUCACAGGGCUUCCCAGAAAUAUCGGGAUCAAUUGGACUCAGUUAAUAAGGACAGCUGGUCAGAGGGCAACAGUCUAACUCUUCACGAGUGGAGCGGCACUCCUAGCCAAAAUAAAAUGACACGGAGCUGCUGAUGUCGUACUGCAAAGCAGUUUCUCUACAUCUCCACACAACCACAUGCAGUCGGUGUGAGCAUGUGAGCAGUGUUGGUGCUUGGUGCUUCGCUCAGGGAGACUUUGACACUGGUUUGUGACUUCUACUGACAGUCGGCUACAGAUUAUGAAUUGAAAAGCUGUUCCACAAUACAAGGUUCGCUAAUCAUUUACAGUGCCAGUGCCAAAGAUGACUGAAAAGUGGCACUUUAAGUAAAAAAAUUAAAUGUGACAAAUUGAAGAGAGGGUGAUUUUUUAUGUAUUUGUAUACAGUAUCUGUGUUACUUUAUUUAAUAUAGCAGCAAGAGAAGAAAAGAUAGACACCCAGGAAGAAUAGACUUGGCUCAGUUGCUUUGAAUUGCUAAAAAUAAUGGAGUACAGUAAGACCUCAGUAUGUUGUGGGGAUACAUUUGUUUUUCCUGCAAAAGUAAUCAAUCAUAGGAACAUUUGUGAAAAUCCAUCCACAAUUAGCACUUUGUGAUUUGGUGUUGUAUAAGUAAACUGAAUAGAAGUAAAGAUA
Thalassophryne amazonica is the source of this 1666-nucleotide messenger RNA. Its product is annotated as histamine H2 receptor-like. Gene Ontology annotation, cellular component: membrane. Gene Ontology annotation, biological process: adenylate cyclase-activating adrenergic receptor signaling pathway. Gene Ontology annotation, molecular function: G protein-coupled receptor activity. The transcript is spliced from 2 exons. NCBI's taxonomy places the organism in Eukaryota, Metazoa, Chordata, Actinopteri, Batrachoidiformes, Batrachoididae. The record is from RefSeq and is a predicted model, not a curated record. Bases 1 to 1128 code for a protein of 375 amino acids.